ACUGGGAAGAAGCUGUGCUACAAAGGCACCACAUUCCAUCGUGUGGUUAAAAACUUCAUGAUUCAGGGUGGGGACUUCAGUGAAGGUAAUGGAAAAGGAGGUGAAUCUAUUUAUGGUGGCUAUUUCAAAGAGAAUGUGGUCUUUUGCAAAAUGAAAAGGUAAGAGACAAAAGCUCAGUAACACCAAUUCAAACUCUGUUCCCUUGUCCCCUCCCUAGUAAAUAUAUAGACAACUGCUAAGUCCCUUUUAGAUGGAUAUCUGUGUUGCUUGGAGAAAUGAAGAGUUUGUGUCUAACCUUUCUGAGGGUUAAUGACUUAUUCUGGGAGAAAAUCCACAUAAUUCCAGCUCUAAACAGUGAUUUCUUCUUUUGUCAAUGUCCCUUUUCCUCCCCUUCCCUACUCAAGGUUUGUAUGCUUAGGGUUCAUUUCUGACUUUAUUUAUAUGCUACACAAGUCAUUUUCCUUGCAAAGAAUUGAUAAAUAAAUGUACAAUUACCUCUUGUAAAAAUCUGUUGGAAGGAAAAUGGUGAGUUUUUAAAUUAUUUGUUUCAAGACAUACAGUUAUUUCUUUAAAAAACAGGUGGUUACUGUGAUAUUCAAGUGUUAAGACAGUGAAUAUAUUUAUUUACAGCCUCUGGUUCUGUGUGUGUUGCAAGUAGCUCUGGUUAGAUGCAUGAAAAUAAGUUUCUCUUAAAAAAGAGGCAGUUUGAUGUGGGACUAUUGAAGUUUUUAGUCAAGGAAAAGCUUGAACAGAUCCAUUUACUAAGAAGUUACUCAGGGUUUGUUUCUUAUGGUGAGUGCUAAAUAUGCAGGAUUGUGUUUUGAUAUAUGAUCUAAAAAUUAAUAGCUCUGUACAUUUAAAUUAGUAUUUUUAUCUUUGGAAAUGACCUGGAGAAGAUCUGGUCUUAUAUUUUGCUGUACAACCAGAACUCCUCUUUAAUUCACUGUAAUAUAAAAUGCAUGUUCAGUUUACUCUUAAUGGCUUUUGUACUUAGAUUCAGAUACAGAGAGGCUUUUUCCUUCUAUGCUUUGAGACUUCCAGUUUCGAGUGUAGAGGUGGCAUCUUUUAGUGUGCCAUGCCAGGGAAAUAAUCAGCUUUUUCUCCUGACCUUUCCACCUGGAGUGUAAAUAACAGCAUCAUGUAUGUUCAUUCUUGUUUUAGAAUGUCAGUAAUUCUGCCAACCUUGUUCUUACCCAAAUAACUCAGGAUUUAAAUCCAUUAUCUCAUGUUUAUUGAAGACACUCUUAAUUAUUUUUAAUUAGAAGUGUUUGCACUAUAUCUGCACCAUUUUAAGAAACAAAGUUUUGUCUAAGCUGUAAUUUGAAGAGACUUGUUUAAACCUGAUUGUUUUUCCUGCAACCUGUUCCCGUUUCUCCAGCAGCAGCAGAAUUUCUCCUUAGAUCAUCCAUAAGUUACUAAGAAAACAACCUGUCUCCCUUGCCAGGGAAAAUCUGACAAACAUAUUUUUUCUUCAAACAGAUGAAAACUUUAUUCUCAAACAUGACAGAGCGUUCCUUUUGUCAAUGGCAAACCGAGGGAAACAUACCAAUGGUUCCCAAUUUUUCAUGUGAGUAGAUGUGAUCCCACAGUGGAGCUUUUCUUACACAGAGAAGCGCUGUUCAUGAGAAAGAUGGUAUUGCUAAAUUCUCCAUAUCCAUGUUCUCCAUCUGAUCCUGGCUAGGAGUGAGUGGCACCUGCAGCAGGAAAUGUUAGACAGCAAUAUUUCCUUGUGGUUUUCAUUUAGAUUAAAGCUGGUGCUCCAUGGAUGUUCUUCCUUUGUGGCUUUUUUCCCCUAAAAAUAUGAUUUAUGUUCAGUUCAUAGCGGCCAGGAGAUAGAUUCUUUGCCUUUGUGGGUGCACAAAUCUCAUUAGAUUAUCUGCAAAUGACAAUGAUGAGCAUUUUAUGUAGGGGGGAGUGAGAUCUAGAGGUGGUUUGUAUGGCUUUGCUCUUUAAAAAAUGAUGAUUUAUGAUUUACUUUUGGGGUGGUGUUUUGUUGUUUUUUCAGGAGGAAAAUGAGUGGGGCUUUUGUUUAUUGUUUUUUUUUAUUUGAUUAUUAUGAUUACUAUUAUUAAUUUUUUUUAGUAUUUAUUCCUGACAUGCUUUUUUAAUACAUCAUAAUUCUGUUAACUUGUGCAUAUACCAACACAAUGUAGAAUUAUGUGCUGAUAACCAGAUUUUUCUUUCAUUACCUUUAAAAAAUGCCAUUCUAGUAACCACAUUCUGGUAAAUUCCAGAAAUUAGAGAAAACACUUUUACCUUUACUCAUAAGUAAAACACUCAGGUCUGAUAAUUGGGAGUUUCCUAGUCAAAGCAGGUGUAUUUUAGGUUGAGUGUCAGUUUUUUUAAGCUUGCAAACUUUGAUGUGGUUAUUCCUUUUGUUAACUCCCUUUUCAAAUUUGCCUCCUGUUAAUGUUUACCAGUUUGUAUUUGGAAAGAGCAGGUUGAUAACUUUAGUCUAGACAUUGUGAAACAACACUGGGGUAUGAAAAGUAAAUUUUAGCAUAGUUACUUAACUAGAAAAAGUCUUUUUUUCUUUGCCAUCUUUCUUGGGGGAUAAGAAUGAAUGGCGCUUCCCUGUCUUCAGUAAAGGAGUAAAUUGUCCUCAAGAAUCUUGGUUUUUUUUUUUCUUUGCCUGAAAAAGAUCUUCAGUAUGAUAUGAUGCAGUUCAGAUAAGAAACAUUUUUAGGUCUUUUCCUAAAAAAUGUCCUGAAAAUGGAAGAGGCAUAGGAACCUAAAAGAAAGUCUCAGUUACCACUGUUUAUACAUUCCACAGAGGUGAAAUUGAUUCCAAAGCUUGUUUUCUGUUCCCUUCAAUUUCAAAGGAAAUUUUACACGUUGUGCUUCAUUACAAUAAAUCAGAAAGGAUACGUGUGCACAUUAAUAUGGAAAACAGUUUAUAUAAACACAACUCCAUGGCUUAAUAAGCUCUCUGAAGGCAUUGCUUCAUUAUUUUUUACUUCAUGACUUGCUUUUGGGUUCUCUUGCCUUCAUUUUCCAUUUUUAAGCUUAUCUGAACAUUAAACAUGAAAACCUAAUGAUGUCACAUCAGUCAAGCAGCUGUCAUUUGAGGGCUCUAAAGUUUCUUUUCUCUCCUGCAUUUGAUUCCAAAGUCAUCUUCUUUCCCUGAUGCUUGGUAGGCUCAGCUUGUUCAAUCAGAUUUAAACACCUUGUCUCUCCCUACACACCGAAACAACCCAAGGUUGUGUUGGAUACUAAAUUAUAAUUAAUACAGGCCAAUAAAUGAAGAUUAUUUAAAAGCACUUUCAGCAAAUACUGAAGUAUUUUAAAAGAUGCAGAUUCCUUGAAGAAUUCUGGGUUUUUUCAUAGAAUCACUUUAAGGAGAAGUGUGAGUUCAGUGAGAAUUGAGGCAGAGUAAGAGACCUAAAAACUUCCACGUGAGCUGGAUUCACCUGAGCUGCCUGCAGGGACCCAGAGCUGGAUUUAGCUCUGGUUAGGCUUAGGUUUAGGCUCCUGGGGUGUCCUCUGUGGCUUCAGGAUGAGGAUGCUCUGGAGCCUUUUCCUUCCCAUGCAGAUUUCUGGGGUACCUCUGAUGUCAGAAAAGGCACCAGCCUGCCCUGGAGCCAGGGAAGAGAAUCAGCAUUCCAAGUGGGAAACAUCUCCUAAAGGUUUUAUCCAGGCAGUUUGUGCCUUCACUUCAAAAUGCAGUUUAUUAAAGCAGUUAGUCUUGCUGGGUGGCAUUUGUCUGAUUACUUUAGGGAAUAUACAGUGCAUCUAUAGAGCUUUUCUGUAAUAAAAUAUUUUCUUCCUUUACACUUUAAGCUGAAAUUAAAAUGUGUUUUUUAUACUCCAGUUAUGCUCAGUUUCUCUGUAGUUUAUCAUUAGGAAAAAUAGUCUUCAAAACUUUAACCUGAAAAGUGUGUGAAAGGCAAUAUUCAGUGGUAGCCUUUAGGUUGUUGUUUUUUUUAAAUAAAUAGUUCUAUAUAUUUCAUUUUAUUGAUUAAAUGUAUAGAAAGGGAGAUAGUUCAUCUGAGCUUCUUUAGAGCUCUGCAUUUGUUUGCAGGGAUGAGAACUCUGUAUCUUAUACACAUAUAAUGAGGCAGAUAAGGAGUGCAAAUAAGUGAUUUUCUUUUCUAUAACAGUUUGUCCAAGUAGGGCUAAAAUAAUAGCAAGGAUCCUGAUUAUAAGGGUUCUGUUAAUUCAUCAGAAUUCCAUGCUCUCCACAAAAAAAAAGUUGUAUUUGGAAUUAUGAGUCUUUACAGGAAGUAAUCAGGCAGCAAAUGUCUCUUUGGCAUGUUGCACCAGCAAACCAGGCACAAGAGGACUGCAAUGCCUAAAAGUUGAUUUAAAGUGGACCGUUUUACUCGAAACAGCAUCUCCAGAGUCAUCUUAAUGCAAACAGGCAUCUGAGCCAUCCUGAAAAAUCAUCAGCUUUCUUGGAGUAGUCAGGGAUUUGUCUGGCAUGAAGGAGCUUGGAGGGUUUAUGGGCAGCAGGGAGAGCUGGGCAUGGAAAAGGCACUGGAAGUGAUGUUAGGAGGCUUCAGGGAAAAGCAUGGCCUGAAAUCCAAGUGUGCUGGAGAGUGGCACAGUGCAGAGGUGGAAGGAGUCAGAAACGUGUCUGUGUAGUACCAGAAGUGCUGGGUUUGAUGCUUGUAGACUGAUUCCCCUCCUUUUUUUUUUUCCUUAAUUGAGUAGGAGCAACAGUUGGGUGGGCAGGAGAAAGUGUAGCUGAGGGAGGAUUGUGAGUUCCAUGCACAUGUGCUGUAAAUAGGCCAAGUCUGUUCUCAUGUGCCUGAGAAACAUUUCCUGCUCUGGAGGAGCACAGCAUUUUGCAGCAGAAAGGAACCAGAGAGAAUCCCUCUAGAUUUGUUAAAUACUGCAAUUUCAGUUCUCUUCACCCAGAGGUUUGUAGCAGUUCAGUGCAGGCCUGUGUUGAAGAGAGUUGUAAAGGCACCAGGUUCGAAAUUGGCUCCUUGUGUUUUCAGGGAGCCCCCUCUGAUUUUAUUUUUUUGGUGUGAAUAACUUCCUGUAGAGCCCUCAAUGAUUUACAAGUGUUCUAAACCCAUCUGGGGGUGUAAAUCUGUAACUGUCCCGUUUCCAUGUGGGUCCUGAGCUAGGAAUCCCUAGGAUGGGGCAGAGAUUGGCAGGAACCACUCCAGAAUCAUCUUUUCUUUUUCUGGAUCUCCAGUAGCUGCUUUGCAUUGCUGCUGCCACCAUCAGCAGCAGUUACUGGGGGAGCACAGACAGAGCUGACACCCAGGGCUGUUCUGGCUUUUUUUUCUGGAUUCCUUUGGGGAUGUUCUGGAGCCAUGUGCUCCCUUCUCCUUCUCUGGAAAUACCUUGUCUCUUCAGAGCCAUUUCAUCAUUCCUGUGGCCCAUCUGCCAGUGAGGAAUUCCCAGUACAGAAUAGUGCAGCUCUGGUGAAAAAGAGGGAAUAAAGUAACAUUAAUAACUCCUGAUCCUCCCACUGCUCAGCUCUGUUUGCCCUCUCACACCAAAUCUGCCACGCUACACUUGUAGCAAACCACAAGUGCCCCUGUGGAAGGAAGAGUAAGGCAGCAAUAGGAAGCAAAACAAAGAAACCUCUUUGUGAAAAGAGGGAAGUUUUGUGUCAUAAUUAUUUUGUUACAGUUCGACUGUGGAAGUUUGCUGAGGAAUCAGCCCUUAGUGCAACCUAAAGAGGAGCCCUGGAUUCUGUUCCUUAUCAGUUCAAAUGCUUGGAGUUCUUGCUUCUCUGUUCCACAGCUAUUUAAAACUUGAGUCUGAUUUCCUCUUACUGACAGAUUUAUUUUUUUUUCCUUACUGAGGGUGUUGUUGGUUUACUGUGUCCCUCAAGCUCUGCUUUCUUGCUCAGAACUCAGUAGGAUUUUUUGGUUUAAAAAUGUUUUAACACCAUGUGUGGUGCCAUGCCCAGUUCAUAAACUGAAACAAAGGAACCACUUUGAUCUGCUAAAUGGAGGAUAAAAUAAUUUGGGAAGACUCUUGUUUUGAUUUUACAAAUUAUUUCUGACUGUUACCAGCUCAUUAAAAGUAGUUCAUAUCUUUUUGGUGUCCCACUCUUGUUUUGAUUUUACAAAUUAUUUCUGAAUGUUACCAGCUCAUUAAAAGUAGUUCAUAUCUUUUUGGUGUCCCAAACCAGGUAUUUUUCUAAUCAACAGUUAAUAAUUUCCUUUUUUUGUUGUUGUUGUUGUGAAUGAAAUAACUUUGAGCUAAUUAUUGAACUGUUGACUAAUACAAAAAUGAAAAAAUGUCAGAUGGAAGGGGCUGAUGUUGCAUUAUCUUUGAGCAUUAUUGGUACAUGAGCACUUCUCACACAAGCAGGUCCCAUUAGCUUGAUCAAAAGUUUAUGGAAAAACGAAAACAUUCCCAGGAUACUUUAAUGUGCCAUCAAUAACAAAGAGAUAAUGAAUCACUGAUAGUUUGUUGGGAGUGGGGGAGGGCUGUGGGUGAGCUCAGCUGAUAAUGCAGUUUUCAAACAUUGCUGCUGCUCAGGAUUACGCCAGGGUAAAAUCCAGCAUCAGCUGCUGCAGCUGUUUGAGCUCUUUUGCACCUGCAUUGUGUUUUUUGUUCUGAAAUUCUGAGCAGAAGCAAUCAAUGCACAUAGUUUAGAGAAAACACUGAUUUUUCUUACUCGCAGAAAAGCUUCAUAGUAGGAGGAGGAUGUUAGCUAACUGUGAACUAGCUGAAGUUGGGAACUCCUGGCUGUCCACGUUUCCUCUGUGAAUCCAAAUGCUUGUGUGCCAGCCUGGGGAGUUCCUGCUUAGGAAUGGAUUCAGCAGAACCUCUGAACCCCUGUGGAGCUGCAAGCAUGUGAAUAAACCCACAGAAAUUGCUUAUUCAUCUGCUUCGAGUUGGGCAUUUUUUGCUGGAUUGAGACUCAGAGGGGAGUGGGGGCAUUCUCUAACUGUUUUUUGCAGUAGUUUUGCAAGCAGGUUUUGUCUCGAGUUUUCUUUUUGUUUUUAAGGAGAACUUUAGUUUUCAAAGUGUAUUCUAAAGAAAAUUUAGAGCCCUCUUUUAGGCAUCCUUUUUCUGCAUACAACUUGAUUAAUAAUAAUUUUAAACAUGUAUUUAAUAAAACAUAGACUCAGUUUUGUCUGAAAAUGUAUUACAAUUUAUUUCUGCCAUUUUUGUGUAAAAUUUACAGAAACAGUGUUACAUCGUGCGCUCCAAAGGUAAUGUCUCAUUCCUCUAAGGCUGUGUCCUUUCCUUUUCUUUCUGUUUUUCUCUUUCUUGUUUUUCUGAUCAUAUUGUUAUAUGCAUUGAACCCUUUCUUAGGCCUGAGGUUCUUUGGGGGGGGUGGGUGAGAACAUACUUUUAUAAAAAAAAAUCAUUUUCUCUUCAGCAGUAUCUUAAACCAAUUGAAACUCGAGUGGAGAAAGGUAUUGGUCCUUCUGUAAAUAACCUGCAUAACAGUGUCUAUUAAAAGGCAGAUUUUGAAUGGUUUAAAUGAUGAGAGCUCUAUAUAGAAAUGUUUUAAUAAAGUAUUAUUUUGGGGGGAUGAACUCAUCAUGGCUUUGGGUUUCCAUGGUGCCAAGACAGGAGGUAGGUUUGCUCCUGGUUAAGUUCUGAAGCCAAAGCAAAUAUUCAAGGAUUGAUGCAGAAAACCUUGGAAUGCCUUUUUAAAGUGCACCUCUGCAGAAUAAAUGUCAGAUUACAGCCCUGACACUGAGGUGAGAAAACUUUCAAAGGCACCACAAGGAUUUGGGCUGUGUUUUCCGUGGAAGUUGUUCAGCCACCCAAGUCCUUGUGGUGCAUCUGAAAGGUUUCCCUGUGGGACAAAGCUUCUCCUGGAGUUCUCUCUUGGUGAACAAGGACAAAACCCUGUCCAUUUUACCUCUCGGACUGCCAGGGGAGUGGGGCAGCCUCUGCACGGGUUUUAAUGCACCAACCACCCCUUCCUCUGCUCAGUAAGCACCCAAGGCAGCUCCUGCUUAGGUAAUUUGCUUAAUUAGUCUCCAAUGCUGCUGCAGCGUGGCAGGAGCACCUGCAGCCUCCCCAGCCCUGGUUUGGAGCCUGUUGCUGUUUCCAGCUAAUUCUAAACCCUCAGUCUUCACUACUGUUGGUUUCAUUGAACCCACUUCUGGUUUUUUUCACCCCUUUAAAUCAGCUUCAUAAUUAAAGCCACUUAAACUGUUUACUUAGCAGCAGGUUGUUAACACAGUUAACUCUUGCUUCAAGAGCUUCAAAAGCCAUAAGGAUUUUUCUUUUUGUAACAAUAUGCUGUGUUAGCAAGGAAAAAUCAAAGAACACCCACUGCUAUUGAAAAACUUAAUGUUGUGUUAAUAGCAUUUCUUCCCCUGUGUUAACCCAAAGAAACUUUCUGGAUUAUUCAGUAUUACAGAAGUGGGUGGGCUGGUUGACAUUUGGAGCUUAAAAAAAAAAAAAAUCAAGAGUGUAAACACUCCUGAUUCACAGUUCCACCUUUUGGGAUGUCUUCAGCGCUGCAGGGUUUUGUGACCUAAUAGUUCAAAACUCGAGGGAAGAGAGGCGUUUAAGAAGUAAUAUCUUAUUCUAGCAGUAAAAAACUGACUUCUUCAUACCAAAUCUGUGUUACUGUAAAUCUAGAAAUAUCACCUGUGAUUGUUUAUUUAUUUUGAGAGAGGGGAGUUCAUUGGAAGAAGGCUUUAAAAGCACAAUAGUGCUUGGAAGGAGAGAGAAAAGAAUGUUUUCAGAAGUGAUUUCUACUUUAUUUCUCCCCCAGUAUCUAAGCAGGUUCUGAUGUUCUUUAUUCAAUAUUCCUGCAUAGCAGGAUCCCCUGUGCAGCAGGAAUUUGAGCUCACUUGGAGAAGUAACUUGAGUUUGCUUUUAGAAAAGGAUUCACAGCAUUAGAAUCCAAAAGAUUUGUACAAAAGGCAGUUGCAUUUUCCAUUCAGGCUCAGUGUGAGAAGCUGAAAAAUAGGGAGGAAAUCUGCAUUUAUCAGUGAAGUGUAGGUGGCACAGAAUGUCUGCUGUUGAUUUUGGGAAGCCUGUGAGUUUUUGAGUUGAAGUGUUUGAUGAUUUAAGACAGAAAUAUUGCUUUGUAUUCUGAGUCAGGAGGCCAAGCAGGUAAAUGGGGAGCGAGAAAGAAGUGGUGGGAGGUGAGGGGAAGCAGAGAAUCUCUCACAUAUCAUAACUCUUCUUUUUUAAAAUAAACUGUCUUUAAAGUGACCUUGCAAUCUAAGAAGCUAACAAGCUCAGAAACAUUUAAAUCCCACUGGUCACCUAAUAUUUAUCACCAAAUUGUAUCUUCUCUGUGAUUAAAAAUCAUAAAGUUACAUUAAAUGUGUAUUUAAAGACACUUGGAAAUUGUUUACUGCAUGCAUGAAAUGAUACUUGGUUCAGCUUUCAGUAUGCACACUUAGCUAAACUUCAAACAAACACCAUGUAAAAAUUUAAGAAAGCCUUUGUGUAUAAUCUGUAAUUUUAAUUUGUUAAUUCCAUGUAUUUAACUGCGCUUUUCCACUAUUUUUGUCUUACCUUCACCUCCUUUUUUUUUUUUCCUGUGUCAUUCUCCUCUUUUGCUUCAUCUGAAUCCCUGAUUUUAUUUUAUUUUACCAUCUUCCCAUCUUGCUGUUUGUCCAACAGAACAACAAAACCUGCUCCUCAUCUCGAUGGCGUGCACGUUGUCUUUGGACUGGUUAUUUCUGGCUUUGAAGUCAUAGAGCAGAUAGAAAAUCUCAAAACCGAUACUGCCAGCAGGCCCUACGCAGACGUGCGAGUCAUUGACUGCGGGGUGCUGCUCACCAGCUCAGCUAAGGAUGCUUUGGAGAAGAAGAAGAAAGUUUGCUCUGACUCAGAAGCCUCAGAGUCCUCUUCCAGUGCAUCCAGCUCUUCAGAAUCCUCAUCUGAGAGUGAGGCUGAGAAUGAAAGGAGCAGGAGGAAAAAGAGGAAAAGAAGAGCUAAAACCAAACAGUCCAGGAAACGAAGGAAGGAGGAGAGGAAGAAGGAGGAUCCAAGGUGCAAGCGAACCUCAAGCCAAAGACGCAGCCUUUCUGACAAGAGCGAUGUCGCAGACAAAGUCGACCUUAGCACCAAGCGGGACAAGCCCGUGGUACGUCCUGAAGAAAUCCCCCCAGUGCCUGAAAAUAGAUUUUUGCUCAGAAGAGAUGUGCCUGUUGUCAAUGUAGAGCCUGAACCGAAGCUUCUUGAUGCUGCACCAGUUCUGACUGACCAGAAACCAUCAGUCUCUAAGUCUGGACGAAAAAUUAAAGGAAGAGGCACAAUACGCUAUCACACCCCGCCGCGGUCGCGCUCCUGCUCCGAGUCAGACGAUGAGGAGAGCAGCGAGACCCCUCCCCACUGGAAGGAGGAGAUGCAGAGACUGCGGACGUACCGAGCACCCAGCGGGGAGAAGUGGAGCAAAGGAGACAAGUUGAGUGACCCCUGUACCAGCAGGUGGGAUGAGAGGAGUGCAUCCCGGAGAUCCAGGUCUUGGUCCCAUAACGGUUAUGCUGAUCUAAGCACUGUGAGAUACUCCAGCCAUCACAAGAAGCACAGGAAAGAGAAGAAGAAGGUGAAGCAUAAAAAGAAAUCUAAAAAGCAGAAACAUUUCAAGAAGCACAAGCAAACAAAGAAAAAGAAAACAUCAGCCUCAUCAGAUGUAGAAUCCUCACAUUCCUUCCACAGGAGGACAAAAUCAUCUUGUGAUCGUGAGAGGAAAUCUCGUUCUUCCUCAUUGUCUUCCAGGCGUUCAUCCAGGAGAGACUGGUCUAAAUCUGAUAAGGAAGACCAGAGCUUGUCAUCUUUAUCAAGCAGAGGAUCUCGAUCGUACUACAGGUCCAGAUCCAGGUCUAGAUCUAAAUCAAGAUCUUACACCAGAAGAAGUUCUAGAUCAAGAUCAGCCUCUAAAUCAUCACGAUCUCGAAGUAGGUCACGGUCAAGUUCUAACCCCAGGCAGCAAAAGACUGUUCCCAGUUCUCCACGAAAUAUUUCAGCACGGUUAAAUGACACUAAGCUGACCAAGACUGCUGAGCCUGUCCGAGCAGUGAUGCUGCCCAGUGACAAAGUUAUCGUGCCACCAGUUGUCCCAGAAAACCUCCCUGUCAUACCCUUAAGUGACAGUCCCCCACCUUCAAGGUGGAAACCUGGGCAGAAACCGUGGAAGCCAUCGUAUGAGCGAAUUCAGGAGAUGAAAGCUAAAACAACCCACUUAAUUCCCACCCAAACUAAUUACAAUUUAGUGGUCAUUAAGGAGGCCAACACUUCUUCCUCCUAUCGCAAGCAGGAGAGGAGCUCCGAGAGCGAUCGGAGCGGUUAUUCCAAAGGCCGCAGCGACAGGAGCUCGGAGAGCUGGCCGAGGUCCAGGAGCAGGUCCUCUCGAAGCCGCUCCUACUCGAGAUCUUACUCAAGGUCUAGAAGCCCGUCGAGCUCGAGGACAAAAUCUCCUUCUUCUGGCCGGUCACCGUCCCCGAGUAAAUACCGCAGUGACAGGUCGGGGUACAGCGAGUCCACGUCUGACUAUUCCCUCAGCGAUGAGGACAGGCGCAGGAACAAAAGGAAAUCCACAUCCAGCGAUCCCAAAGCUCGGGGCCUCAAACUGAGGCAGGAAGCGAGCUCUGAUAGCACUUUGCCUUACAAGCAUCCAAAGGACUACGAUGAGUCUUCCCAAGGGUUGAAGGAGAGUGACAGUUUGUCAUCCUCAGACUUCUCCUCCGACAGCGAGCGCUCCGCCAAAGCCAAAGCGGUCCAAGAAAAAGAAGGCCGCUUUCCGUUAGAAGGGGAUGCUGAGAAACAGGAUAAAAAUAGCUUAAGUUCUGAGAGAGGGGAGGAGAAAGCCAAGGGUGAGCGGGAUUCUGAUCUCUCCAAAAAGAAAGCAGCUAAGGAGAAAUGCUCGGAGCAGCCCAGAGGCGGUGCAAAAACGAAACGCAAAUCCUACUCAGGUAGCAAAUGGGACUCGGAGUCAAACUCUGAAAGAGGAGAGGCAAAGCAUAACAGGGGGGAUUCCAGACCCUCCUCUGGGAAAGAAGAAGGAGAGGCCACCUCAGGGUCUGACACGGAGCUUAGUGUUACCAAAAGGAUAAAAAAACAAUCCAAUUCCUCAGAGGGCAUUGUGGGUUCUGACUGCGCAUGGAAGACGAGCAAACGGUUGUCAUCUUCUGAGUCUGAGAGUUCUUGUUCUAGCUCAGCAGACACUCGAAGCAAGUUGAAAAAACACAAACAUGGGUUGAAAAAGACUCCUAAAAAAUCACAUUCCAAAAAAGCAAAAGAAAAAUCGAAAGGCAAAAAGGAGAAAAAACACAAAGUCCAGAAAAGAAAAGAAAUGUUUCAUUGGCAGCCCCCCCUUGAGUUUGGAGAAGAAGAAGAUGAUGAGAUAAAUGAAAAGCCGGUUACCAAGGAUGAUAAAAAAGAAAAGCAGCUUAGCAGGGACAUAAAGGAUAAAAAACAAGUUUAUGAAAAGGAUGAAAUAAUCACAGAUAAAAUGGGGAAUGGUGAAAAGUCAUGUGUGAAUGAAAACCUUUUAGAUAAAAACACCACAUGUGGGGCCUCGCCAGAUCGCAGCAACCUUAAUAAAGAGCCCAUUGAAACAAGCACUUCAACUGGUAUUUUAAACUCGGGAAUAAACGUGGCUGUCUGCAAGAGUGAGAUUAAACAAGCUGAAGAAAAUAACCAGAAUGGGCUGGAAGAUGUUAUUCAGACAGAUGACAACAUGGAGAUUUGUACUCCGGAUCGUAACUCGCCAGGGAAGGUGGAUGUGGAUGUAUUGUCUCCUGUCAUUCUCACUGCUAAACCUUUAAAUGCUGGUGUAAAAAAAGAGUUGCAGGUUGAGACCCCUGAGCAAGAUGCUGUCAAACUGGGAAACAACAUAAGAGACUUUAUUAAUGUUAAAGAAGAAAAAGAAACGGGAAGGCAAGAAAAUAACUCUGCCCCUGUGUCUGGUGCUAAAGACUGUAGUUCAAAAAGUGACAUUUCUGAAAAUACACCAAGCAAUAUGGUAGACAAUAAAUGGAAACCUUUGCAAGGUGUUGGUAACUUAAAACCAACAACAAUCAGUACGACCACGGAGGUUAAAAAUGUACCAUCAGCACCAGAGCCUAAACCAGCAGGUUUAAGAAUUGAAAUAAAAGCAAAAAAUAAAGUAAGGCCUGGGUCUCUCUUUGAUGAAGUGAGGAAAACAGCCCGGCUAAAUCGUCGGCCAAGGAACCAAGAAAGUUCCAGUGAGGAGGAAUCUCCGAGCAGAGACGACAACAGCCCUUCCAGGAGUCUCAGCAGGUCACGAAGUAAAUCUGAGUCUAAAUCCAGACACAGAACCAGGUCCAUAUCCUACAGUCACUCGAGAAGUCGAUCCCGAAGUUCUACAUAUUCAUAUAGGUCCAGGAGCUACUCGAGGAGCCGGAGCCGGGGCUGGUACAGCCGAGAUCGCUCCAGGAGCCGGAGUAGUUCCUACCACAGUUACAAGAGCCGUAGCCGGAGCUACAGCAGGAGCCGAUCCCGGAGCAGCUCCUAUGGUCACCACAGUCGAUCCAGCAGGUCCUACACCUAUGACAGUUACUACAGCAGGAGUCGGAGCAGGAGCAAGAGGAGCGACAGCUACCGGAGAUCUCGGAGCUACGACCGGAGAUCCAGGUCCUACGGCUCCGACAGCGACAGCGAUCGCAGCUACUCCAACAACAGGAGCCCCAGUGAGAGCAGCAGAUACAGCUGAGAGCCUUCCUUUGAGGAUGGAAACUCUGUUCCAGAAUUUUUUCAGUGUUAUAUUCAAAAAAACUCUUCUGACAGCGUCACAAGUGAAGGUUGUUUGCUGAAUUAGCUGAAACGUUCCCGUUUAACAGUGAACUCAACUCUGCUUACAGAGAGAAGGACUGAGCUUGACAGCUGAUGUUAUUUUUUAUUUUUUUUUUAUGUCAAAUGCAACUUUUACAAAAUAAUAAUGAAAAACCCCAGUUUGGUUUCCUUGAAUCAGCUUUUCCAAGCCAUGAGUUACACUUAGGUGAAUUGCUGCUGCCACUUUUUGGGUGCAGCAGUCAGGACUGUCUUCAAGUCUGUUUAUAAACACCUUAGGAAAGAUGUGCUAGCAACUAUUAAACUGUGAAGUCAAUUUCUUAAAAAGGCUGCCAUUUCUAGUUGAAAAUGCUUUUUUUAUUGCUGGAAGCUGUUUCCAUUCUGUCUUGAUGUUGAUUAUUGCAUUCUAUACAGGAUAUAGGUGAGGAAAACAAAGCCUGCCACUCUGUCUUAAUCCCUCCUGAACUGUGGUGUUCUGGAAUUCUGCUGGAAAAAGGUGAGCUGAUGCCCAGUGGGAACUGUCAAACUGACAAGCAGUGAGCAAAAGCGUGAUGAAUGAGUUUGGAGCUUAAUAUCCAACUUGUCUAAACUUUUUAUGUUUUACAGAGGAAUUUUGUGAUAAACAGCAAUGUCCUUCAGAGACUAAAAAUGUGUUUCCAAACACUUCCUGACUUUGAUUUCAGUUCCUAUUACAGUGCUUGGCGUCCUUCAACACAUUUUGAGUGUUGUAAGCCAUGAGUGUAUCAUGAGUUUGUCCAAAGCACUUUUCAAACACUGACAUGAUGAUAAUUGUUUGAGAAAACCAGCUAUAAAGGUUCCUUCAUAAAAGCUCUAUCCCAUUCACCAUAGGGAAUAUCAGAUACUGAUAUUGCAGAUACUGAACUAUAUCUUGGUAAAGCAGGACUACAAAAAUACUGGGAUGCCUCAUAAAAAGCAUGAACAAUACCUUCAAAGUAAAGUUUAGUACCAAAAAUUACUCUUAAGUUACAGGCAAAUGGCUUGCAAAAAUAUAAAUAGACUCAAGCUGAAGACCACUGAGUAAUUCUUGCAAUAUUCUGAUUCAGUUGAUUUAAAAUAAUCUGUAAAAUUUUUGGGGAGGUUUAGAAAGUUGCGUUCUGAGAACCAGAUUUUUUAAUGGCAUAAUGUAACCUGAAAAUUGGGGUCUGUAGUGACAAAACAAAUGUGGUUUGAUUAGAGCCAGUGAGCACUGUUGUACCAAACAGUUUCCGUUGCUGACUUUCUGUAAUAUCUGGAGAUGCUUUCAUUUGCUCAUUUUCAAAUAUUGGAAAAUAUUUUUCUAAAUCUCAUCAGGACCCAGUAGCUUUGAAAAUUAAAAGCAGUAAUUUCUCGCUGAGGCAGCAAUUCCUUCUCUCUUUGAUUGAAUUAAGCUCCACAAAAUUUGGUGAUUUUUUUUUUUGGUACACUUAUGAAAAGCAAGUUCAAAGGGAGAUGGUGAUGAUUCCCUCCAUUUCUGUCCAGCCACAGCACAUUCCUGAAAUUGAAUUGGCCAUGGAGGUUUUUCACUUUUCUAGAAGUACUCAAAACUCUGCUCUUACCCCUUUCUUACACUUAAGAGUUUAGUGACAAAGUGUGUGCAUGCAACCCUUCCACCCUUUGGUAAACCUCUGAUGUUUUUUAGCAUUAAAUACAUUUAAUACCCAAGUCAGGAUACAUUUACAAACACGUUUCUAACAGCAGGAGCCAUCUCUGAGUCCUGAACAAAUACUUCAGUCAUAUUUGUUGCAGAUUCAUCAUUUUCAAACAACUGCAACUUGGUUUUUUUACCUUACUAAGAAAAUAGAACUAGAGGGUUCAUGAUGUUACAAAAUAUACAAAUAUAACCAUUAUUAUUCAAUACCUAUUAGUGAAAAUAUUGCUCCAGGAUCAGAUUUUUACCAUAUUUCAGAUUUGACUUUUUAAGGCCAGGAAAAGGUAAUAGAAAUACGGUCAAACAAUUAACUGUAGUUAUCAAAAAUUACUGCACUGUCACUGAAGUCUUUCAUAUCUUUAGUCAAAGGUUUAUAAAGAAAUUCCAUCAGGUAGAGAGUGGUUGGGGAGGGGUUGAGGGAAGGGUUGGGGGUAUUUUUACUUAGUGAAGUCUGUUAAAUUGUGCUUCAGAUGGAAAAUGUCCCCCUGAGCUGGUUUUCUAACGCUGCUCUAUGUUUUUGCAAUUUUGUUAUUCCAAAGUAGUUGCUGUUUGUAAAAUAAACUUUUGUACAUAUCUGCAAAUGCUGUUUUCUCUGCAUCUGGAAAAAUCCGUGGCGCUGCUUGAAGGAAACGGGCAGGAAAAUUAAAAAUACACUUUCAGAA
Molecule: messenger RNA, 15966 nt
Organism: Motacilla alba alba
Lineage: Eukaryota; Metazoa; Chordata; Aves; Passeriformes; Motacillidae
Gene: NKTR
Product: natural killer cell triggering receptor
Exons: 13
Coding region: 9377-13579 (1400 amino acids)
Biological process (GO): protein folding; protein peptidyl-prolyl isomerization
Cellular component (GO): nucleus
Molecular function (GO): peptidyl-prolyl cis-trans isomerase activity
Source: RefSeq, a predicted model, not a curated record